GUGGGGACGGUGCGGGAAUGCGACGUGACCGAUCGAACAGGUCACGCCGCGCCGUUGCCGGACUCGUGGUAAUUAUAAUAUCUAACAACUGUUCCAUUAGUCGUGCACCACCUCUACAGUCUUGCUCGACGACAACAGGGACGUAGGUACGGACUUAAUGAAACGAUUAUCAUCGCCGACACUUCCAGUUGCGGUCUGCCCACCAGAAGUGUGUUGCCGGUCUUCUGAUAACGCAUGCGACGCCGGUGUAGCGCAAUAAAAAACUAUUCAGUCGCACUUAAACAGUGACAUAAAACACGUCCAGGGGUAGGAUAAAAAAAAUAUUUAAAAUAAGGAAACCUCACAGGUCGUAGAUUCUAGAAAAAGCAACACCGAACAACCAACAGUGCUCGUGCGUGUAUUUUUAAACCAGUGAAACGCCAGUGGAAACAUUUGUUAUUCUGUCAGGUAAACAAAUAGCUGUACGGAAAUCCUAAACAAACAUUACACACUAGACGCGUGACAUUUAACAAAUACGAACAGGAUUAAAUAUUCAUCGAUACUUCAAAUACACCAGUUAUUCGAAAAGCACAAAGACCUUUUUCCUAUGGGACGCGAUGGAACAGUACGUUAAUCGGUUUCCGACCGUGACAAUUGCACCGAAGCCAAUCGUUCGUAAACAUUUCCCUGUAAUUUACGAGCGUAUUCGUCGCAACGACCGCUUCGGUUCGCAACAGUGCCCGCGACAUAUGGUUUCGUUAACACUUCCUGAACCUUGAUUCCCCGCGCCGGCGUUAGGAACAAUUACGGCGCGGCGCGUAUCAAAAAUGAUAAAUGUUAGAUAAUUGCAACCGGCGAAGAAGGUCGCUCUUUAUCUCUUGUCCCGCGUAUAAAUGUCGGGGAGUUAUUGUCCGGCAAUUUAUCUGUUCUCGCGUAACGACAAGCCCCGCUGCGCAGAGAGGAGGGGAGGGUGGAAUGGAUCGCUUAAUUAUGUUAAUUUUCAUCGGCCGCUUUGUAUCCGUCCAACCCCGCGAACUUCUCAGUUCCACGGAAACACGAGGCCUCGCGAGAAACGCAAUUUUCCGUGUAUCGCCGUUUUCGAGUCCGCAUUGUAACCUCCUAACGAGUUUCCGCGUUGAAGUUGUCCGAUGACGAGCAAUUUCGCGAUCCAGACGAAAAUAAUGGUACGAGUAACAGGCGCGGACGUGUAAUUCUCAGUGAAAUCAUUCGAACAGGCGCCUUCGAUGAAACAAUCGGGAAACUUUCGAACGACAAACAUUAUUUUUACUGAAUCCAUGUUCGACGAUCGUGUAUAAGUGAUUUAAGGAAGUCGCGGGUUAUUUCGUUAAUGGAGCAUUGAAACAGCUGACGGAAGAUGAGCUGCAACGUGACGCCCCUGAAGAAGUACGCGGAAAUUAGUUACCGCGUGAAAUGCGUGUCCGUGGAGAACGAGCGGGUGUUUGGUGACGUAUACGUCACUCAGCAGACUAGGAAUCUUCUGUAUUGUGCUGACGGGUAUCAGUUUCCCUCGUUGUACGCCGGGAGAAAAUGCAAUCUGAUACAGAAGAGGUGGGAGGGGCCGGAUUUCAUGGAGCUGAAUAAGAAGAAACCGAUUAGAAGGGCCAGCGUGAUGCCGGUCAAAGCGACGAAGAAUUGCCUGAAGAGGUCCAGAUCGACCGGCGACACGAGAUCCAUGGUUCAAUACGAUUGCAAGAACAAUGGCGACGGGCAGGAAGAAAUUGAAGUCAGGAAUCUGAAGACGUAUCCGACGCCGUUGCCUCAUGUAUUAUCGAGAAAGCAGCGCAGCGUCUCGUUGCUGGUGGAUCAGCUGUUGCUGGAUAUCUACGGGUUGCCAGACGGUGACAGGGGACGAUCGGAAAGCGACUCGACAGCCUCGUCCCUGAAGGCGCGUCCCCGGCAUCAGCAUCUGCAAAAGGCGCGUCUGCUAUGGAAAAGUAAAAGUGAACUUCAGAUUUUAAUAUUGAAUUUACGCGACCAUAUCAAUCAUACCGGCGGCAUACUGAUCCGUCAGCUGCGCCGGAAGGAUUAUCUCACCAUCAAACAAGAAAAACAAUUCGACAUUAUUACAGCAUACCUUCGGGCUAACAACGGAAAAUUCGAGGACACGAAGAUGAGAUUCAGCCUGACUCCACAGCCGGGAGAAAGUGGUUUCAUACAAUGGCUGGACGCGAUGAAAAUGGUCGCCAGACUGCAAGGAGGUAUACCACCGGAGUUUCGGAAGAAGUUAUGGCUGACGCUGGCGGAACGUCAUCUAGAGCAGCGCGGUGUAGAUUGGAAGCAGGCUGAAAAGGUCUGCUUCAACGAGUGGAGCAAUCCUGACGAUGAAGAGCUCGGUAUACAGAUCGUUAAAGAUUUACACAGGACAGGCUGCAGUCUGUUUUGCGGGGCAGCUGGCAGAGACAAUCAAGCGGUGCUCCGUCGUGUUCUGCUCGGCUUCGCCCGAUGGAACAAGUCCGUCGGCUAUUGCCAAGGCCUGAACGUGCUCGCCGCCCUCGUUCUGCAAGUUAUGGAUCGGGCCGAGUCCGCCGCGGUGAAGGUGAUGAUCUACUUGAUAGAAGGUGUCCUGCCGGAGGGUUAUUUCGGGGACAAUCUGCGCGGCCUCUCCGUCGACAUGGCGGUGUUCCGCGAUCUCCUGCGGACCAGGCUGCCCAAGCUUUCGAAACACCUCGAGGCACUACAGAACGACGCGAAGGACAAGGCGACAGGUUAUUCCUUUUCGAGCAGCAGCUACGAGCCACCUUUGACGAAUGUGUUCACGAUGCAAUGGUUCCUUACCCUCUUUUGCCACUGUUUACCUCAAGAAGCGGUACUUCGAGUCUGGGAUCUGAUAUUUCUUGAAGGAGACGAGAUUUUACUUAGAACUGCUUUGACCAUCUGGGAGGGAUUAUCAGAUCGUAUCAUGACCGUCACAUCAGCCGACGAAUUUUACAGUAUAAUGGGCGUCCUGACUAGGGAGAUGCUGGAAUUCACAGAUACGAAUAGUCUUAUUAAGAACAUUGUCAGUAUGGGACCUUUACAAGGUGUAACGGGUUUGAGGGAGAAGCACAGAUACAAUAUCACACCGUGGGCAAGGAAGCUGAGCGACGACGACGACAGCGAUACGGAAGAAGAUGAAAGAUUGGCCGUGGCUGCUGCGAUGUUUAGCAUGGCGCAACGCUUGAAGAAAGACAUGCUUGUAGAUCGUAUACCUCAAACAAUCGGCGCGCUGCAGGCAAUGGCGCCCAGCAGCGAUCGAGAACGCCUCGCUUUGGACAUUAGUACAUUGAAGCAGCAGUACGCUAAGUUACGGGAACGUCAACGUCAGGCGCACAUAAUUCUAUCCGCUGCAUGUGCAAGGCAGACCAUGGUACCACCUCCUACUUCUCAGGCCAUGAAUCAUCUUUUAGUGGGCAAAAAUGCGCUUGUGAGCGCGAAGAAUCGACCCCUGAGUCUACCUUCUACUGCACAGGCGAAGACACGACCUACACCUCUAAGUCAUAACCGAAGGGACAGGCAGCAAGGAGUUACGCUGCAUUGGAAGGACACGAAGAAAGCGAAGCAGAAAGCUGCGAGCGCAUCAGGUGUAGCAGAAACUGCAUCGUUGCAACCACAGGAUGCUGAGCUAGCAUCUCCAAAGCGCGGCAAUGGCGACAGCGACAGCGACAGCACGUCGACCGAACUGUGCGAUGAACCGGAUCGUCUCAGCGACGUCGACAGCGAGGAUUUGACGUCAGCGUCUGAAUCCUACGUCAUGGCUACGGACGAAGAGAGAACGUUUCGUGGCGGAGACUCGCCGAUGCCAGACAAGGCUCUUGACGAGAAGAACGAGCCAGCCUCCGAAGACGUGAAACAGGACUCUGGAUUAGUCGAGGAAAAUUUGGGCGACAUGUCGAUCGCGAAGAUAACAGAUCAGAUACGACGAUUGUCCGCGGAAGAUGACAAUAAUUCAAUGGUUCCUCAAUCGUUCAGCGUACUAAACAAACAUUUGCCUGGUGACUCGACGAUAGAACCGUCACUGGAGAAGGAUCUUUCGCCGGCCGAUCUUAAGACGGAGUUCUCGUUGGAUACCGGCGUGGAGAAGUCGUUGGCUUUGGACGAAUACGAAUACUUAAGUUUCGGCGUGAACACGGUGAGUGUGAAAGAGGAGGAAGUGUUGGUGCACGAGAGACACAGGCCGAAAGGUCCUGCUAGAGACAUCGACGAUUUCGCGGACAGUCUGAACGACCCGGUGCAGGACAUAACGUCUACGGUCGCUCAACGUCAAGAUCCGAACACAUUUUCGGAAUUCUCGAUGUCGUUGGCCACGAAGUACGAUCAUGUCUCCGACGAACCUACGCCGGCAGACACGGGCUACGGUAAAAUCGCAGAGAAAACUGAGUCGUUAGAUAAAGUGUACAAUGACGCCUCCGAUAGAACGGUUUCCUUGGACGAAAAAUGCGAUACCCUGACGGAGACGGCUACGUCGUUAGAUACAAGGUAUGAUAAAAUCAUAGAUAAAACCACCCUAGUAGACAGAAAAUGCGAUGAAAUGACAGAGAAAUCUAUUUUGUUAGAUAGAAAGUACGAUGAUAUCGCGGAGAAGGCUACUUCGUUAGACACAAAGUACAACAGAAGGGCAGGAACUACUUCGUUGCAAACGAUGCACGAUCAGUUCGCGGACAGGGCCGCUACUUUAGAUAUAACAUACGAGAAAAUGGCAGGGAUAUCUUCCUCGUUAGAUGCAAAAGUGGAUGUUACCGCAGGCAGGAUUUCCCCGUUAGAAAGAAAGUUCGAUAACAUUGGAGAUACGAGUAUGCCGUUAGAUACAAGGGUCGACGAUUUAAACCGAGCAACUUCGUUAGACUCGAAAUACGAGAUUCCUAUUUCGUUAAACGCAAAACUAGACGCGAUUUCGCCGUUAGAAAUGAAAUUCGACAAAAUAGUAGGGUCAUCUGUGUCGUUAAGUAUAAAGAACGACGAGAUCGUAGGCAGAAACGUGACAUCGGACACGAAAUACGACAAAAUAUCAGGGAAAUCUACGUCGUUAGACGCGAAAUACGAUGAAAUUGUAGACAGAGUUACUCCAUCGGACGUAACAUACACUAAAACAGCGAAAUCCAGCUCGCUAGAUUCAAAAUAUGAUGGAGUCUCUGAUAGAAUAACUUCCUUCGACACGAGGUACGAGAAAGUCUCUUCAUUAGAUUCAAAGUAUGAUCAGAUUGUAGAGAAGACGUCAUCCUUGAACAUGAAGUUCGACAAGAUUCCAGGCAAGCCUGUCCUCGACCUGGGAACGGAAAACGGCGACAGGUACAGAUUGUCUUUCGACUUUUCUAGCAGACUAUCCCUAGAUUCUAAACCCUAUGACCCACCAAAAAUAAGUCCUUCAGUAGCCGAGCCACCAAGUACGAUCAGCAUAGACAGAAACCUUUACUGUAAAACGUAUGUCGGUCAUCUUCCGAUCUCACCAGUAACAGUCGAUCAGAAAUUAAAUCAAAUAACGUCUGUACACAGCACGAACAACAUCCCCAUUCUGACCACAGAAUCCACUAAUUCCCAAGUCACUGGAAAGGCGUACUUCAUCGAUAGAAUCUCAACUACUCAGACAAAAACGUAUUCGGACAUGAAGAAGAGUCCUCAGACACCGGAGAGCAACAAGUCCUUCAGUUCUGGAGAGACGAUGGGGCCGGACUCGAAACCUUCCAGCAUGACGAUCAGUCCGAGGACUCCAGUCAGGUCUGACUCGCGUGACUACCUGAUGGACAAGUCGGUGUCAUCUUCGAUUAGCUCGGAUUCGAAGACCUUAGUGUUCCGAUCAGUAGAUUCUGACGUGACCAGGGACAGUGACAAAACUGAUACAAAAAAGUCAAGAACUGACUAUGAUAAAUCCAACUCAUUGACGCCUAUCAGCACGGACUCGCUGAGGAUCAAGUCGGACACCAGCCCGAAGCUAGUCAUCAGCAGCUCCAGUGACUCGUGCAGCCCCGGAAAAUUGAAGUCUUCCGAGAGGUCGUUCAGUUCAGACCUCCAAUCGCCAAUCAGUGCCAACUCGAUCAAGUAUACCUCGAAUUACAAUAGACGGGGCCAGGACGACGUGUCCAGCUCGCCAAUGGACCUGAGUGCGGCCACGUCGCCGUUCUAUCCGAUCUCGAAUCCGAAUCAAAAGACUCCUCCCUCGCCUUACAGCGCGUCUAGACGUCGGUCUAGCUUGGAUAGCACGGAAACGUCGCCUGAACAGAAAUCCAGUAGCUCGAAGGAAUCGAAUAAGUACUUGGGCUAUCAGUCGAAGUUUGAUUCCACCUUAAAAUCCGAUGUCAAAGAUACGGACACUGGAGCUACCAGAAGCGAAGACUUUCUAAGAAAAGAUUAUAGCUCGAAGAAAGAUGAAUUGAGUACAAGUUUAAGCGAUGGGAGGAACGGAGGUACUGAUGCUCACUUCUAUCAGUCGAGUAGCACCGACUACUACAGGAAAGAUAAAGAUUUGGACGAUGGAAGUGAUGAUCCUCUAUCGGAGAAAGAUGUGGUUCCAUCUUUGCCACGGGAGAAACUAGAUAAACAUUAUCUGAAUUAUCGAUACAGGGACAGGUCGAAGCUGUUAGAGAGAAGUUCUAGUAGUCUGGACAGCAGACGAUUCGUCGACAUGAAGUCCUCGGUCUCCUCGGACGAGUUCAGCACGUCGAUGGUGAAGAAGAGGUCCAGUGACAUUUUAGAAGACAUCAAGCACUUGGAGGCGAAGGCGAAUGAUGGGACCUCGGACCCUGGGAUAAUGACCAAGAAAAGUAGUUAUAUCUGGGAGGACUUGAAGAGUCUGGAGGCUAGGCGGCAGGACACUUUCAGCGAUUCGGCGAGUUCAUUUUCUAAACGUCGCUUGGAGAUACCUGAUAUAAGCGUGACGGGAGAAGGCAGGAAAUCUUACAUCGUUCAUCCUAGAAUUAAUAUUGAUGAGAAUACCGACAGUAUCUUGAACACUGUGGCUCGUAGCCAGAACAAUGGCGACGCGGAUGAUGGCAGGGAGUCGAAAUUAGGCGUUUGGACGAAGGUGAAGCCUCGAAAGAAGAAUGACAAUGGAAGAAGAAACAGCGACAGGGCGCUGAAGAUCAUCCAAGAGAAUUCUGUGAUUCUGCAGAAGAUCCUCGCCUGCCAGGCAAAAAAACGGUUGCCGGAUCUCGAGGAGAUUUCUAAGGAGAUCAGCAUAAGUCCGAUAAAUGAGGAGAUUUCAAAGAUCUUCAGUCCAAUUCUCGAGAAGAUGGGCCUGAACGAGCACGAGAUCAACGAGGAACUGGCGCGAAUCAAUUUCAAAGACUUCGACAACAUGACAGCUACCAGCGUGUCCGAGUUCGAUGCGAAGAUAAACGAAGAACUUUCCAGGUUAUCUCUAAUUGACGACAACGAGCAGGUAGAUCACUUUGAUGUAGACGAGGUGAUCGCUCAUCAGUACUCGGACACUAGGGAGGCUUUAAUAGAUCGGAAGAUAAAUGAAGAAUUAUCAAAGCUGUUGUUGAACUACGAAGAUCGUUCUCCAGCGAGUUUGAAUCUGGAGAAGGGCUCGUCGAGUCAGAACGUCAGUGAAAUCGACGGUUUGGACUUGUCCAGCAUCUCUACUAAUGUUUUCUCUUACAAAUCAUCGAACGACUCUAUUGACGCUAAAAGCGAGUUGGGAUCUGCUCAGGAACCAUCGAUACAGGUCGAAAAAUUCUCUCAGUAUACGGAGAAAGUGUUACCCUACAGCGUGUCGAAGUACAGAGAUGAUGAUUCGUCGCCAAAAAGCGACAUAGACAUCUACAGGGAGCUAGAGAAACUUGAUAAGAUCUCUUCAGCCCAGGUGCUGCCGGAACCAAGGAGUUUAGAGCUUCCUUCCGAAGACCUUUCCUCCAUUCCGUACGUCUCAAAUACUUCGCCGUUCAAAGACGUUCCGCCGAUCAGAUACACGACCAAGCCCGUUCAAUACGACACGUCGCCUCUGAAAACCCUUUACGAUCCUUACAAAAGCUUCGACUUCAAGCCUAAGCUGUCUCCAAAGCAUGCGUCUACUAAUCCUUUCGUUGCUGCGUCUUACGACAAGCCUGUCAUCGAUACCGCUUUCGAGUAUAUCAAUAACAAGCCCGAAUUAUCCGUGAACACCUUCGAAACGCAUUUGAAGAGUCCACUGUUGACGAAGGAAUCGUUAGAGUUCCGAGUAAGGUACGACGAAGAGCCUUCUAGGGACAUCAGCAGCGAUUACAUGUCUCUGCAACCGGACAGAUCGUUGACCUCUAGUAAGUCCCCUUAUUACAGCAACGGGAAUACCGAGCCACUGACUCCUACGAAAUACUUGGCCAAGGAGGACAGGUGUUUAGACUCCAGUGUAUCCCCUUUCAUGGAGUUUAGCGGUGAGUCCUCUGAUCUGCGUCGCAAAUACGAUCCAUUGUCCCCUAAAGAGUACGCUCACGGCAAGAACACGGACUACGAAAGACACUUGAGCACGCUGCCCUCCAUAGAGGCACCCUCAGAGCUAGGCUCGUAUCUGCCUACCAAGAACCUGGACUACCAUCCUCUGUCGCCUAAUCGGCAAUACAGCAAUCAAUGUUUCCCGACAGCAACGAACCACUACGCGUCGAAGCUGUCUCCAGGCCUGGCCGACGAGAGCAAGCGGCCCGUUUCGCAUCCCGAAUUCCCUGGGAAGAUAACUAUAGGGAAGUACACCGAGCUGCCUGACAGAGGAGCCGCCAGCAGCUAUCAGAAGUCUUCUUUGAGUCUCGGUAACAUCGGUCACUCGAGCAAAGGGGUGGAAAACAAUUUUAGUACCGUGACCAGCCCGAAGACACAGUUCAGCCCGUUUCCUGUGAGGAACGCACCCAGGAAGCCGAAGGAAUUAACGCUGAAGCUGGGUCUCUACUCGCAGAAGAACCCUGACGCGGGACAGUUGAAGAGGUCAUAGUGCGAGACUGUUGGGACGUGUCACUUCAGGUUCGAUUCGUUGAUCUGUGCGGAAGGGGUAAACGUAUGGUUGUGGUGGAUCAGUGUUUAAACAAGCUCCUCCGUGCGACAGCUGUUUGGAGAUUUGCAUCGGUGACUUACGUCAGAUGGUGGGCCUAAGUUAUCGUUCCCGAUUAUCGUGAAGCUCGAUCUCACGGCGAACUUUGCGGCUCCGUACAGUGUUUGAUGUCGAUGUAUCAUUCGUCGAUAUAAUGCGUAAUUGUUUUGAAGUCCAGGUCCGCCUUAUUAGAUUGAUGUCUGAUGAAGAUACGGAGGACUCUGGUCUGGUUGCUAUCGUUUCGUUGUUUCAGUCGGCGGCACGACUUCAGAACGUUACGAAAGAGAUGAAAUGUUAAAAGGGAUCGAACGCUGAACAGAAUUUUCGCGUAUACUGUCGCAUGACUUCCCCUCCUCUUUAGCGAUAAUCAUUAACUACGUUUUCUCCGAAUGUUUAUAGUCUAUGAACGUUGACUAAUUAACGAACAUUUUUUACGAGCUCUGCUUUGAACGGCUUCACGGAAAUCUCGGCGUCUCUCUUUUAUUCUUUUCCUUAAUGAAGAGAGGGGGAAUGGUUGACAAUUCUCUCUUGAGGAAGAAGAGAGAGAUCGAGAGAGAAAGAAAAACAAAUGCUUGCUGAAUAGCACUAAAGAUCCACGCGGAACACACUUGCAAUUUCUAAUGCGAUGCCUUCGAUCUCCCUCCAAUCUCGCAAAGAAACCUUGUUAUCACAUCUCGAUUAUUGCGAUAAGUAGCCUCGAAGUGCACACGAGAGACUCCGAUCGAGAGAUAUGGAUGGAGAAAGGAAGAGAACGAGAGAAUGUGCGUAUGAGAGAGAGGGAGAGAAAGAGAAAGAAAGAGAACGUUACAAAAUGCCUUCCAUUCCACUCCCCGAAUCCCUCACCGCGCCCAAACCGGGUUCGCUUUUGCUACAGUGAUCUCGCAUGCGAUCGUAAAUCACCGAUCACGGGACUGCGGUAACAUGAAAUUUCCUCCUAAAAGAUACAAUAUUAUUACGCCGCGAGAGAUUGUAUAAAAUUAUAGAAGUUGUUAUAUAUUCGACGGGCGCCGCGAUAGCGUUUAAUUUCAUCGGUACGUUUGCGCAGAACUCGGCUGGUGCACAACACGGCCCAGCGUGUGUCUGUGUGUCUGUGCGUGUAUUUGAGGGUGCGUAAGCGUGUGUGCGUAUCGUUUCCGCGGCGGAAUGAUGUACCAUUACGGGAUGCCGGACACGAAAGGGGAGUGACAAACAAACAAAUUGUACAUAACUAUAUAAGGGGACGUCGGUUGUAUAUUAAAAAGCGUGCCGAGGAGAGAUAAGGGGGAAAAGAAACUCGAAGAGUCGAUCGAGAUCUUUUUAUAUUGAAUGAAAACAAAAAAAAAGACGUAGUAUUUUUAGAUGUUUCUAAUAAGAUGAUUAUCCUCGGUAUUCGUCGCCGUCGUUGCGCGUGGUGUGAGCUUGGCCGAGCUAUGCUUAAACGUGACGCCUCCGCUGAUUCUAUUCGAUUCUAUUUGUCGCCCGUGAUUUUGUUAUUGCGGACGCCGCUUUACGUCGGCCGUGUCGCACGGUGUACCGGAGGAGCUAAAGCCUGGUACGCACUUGGAAAUGUUCGGAAUUUAUGGAAGUGUUACGCUGAAUUGAAAGUUCAACUGAAUUUCAAUCCUUGAUCAAUGGUCUGAUUUAAAAUGAAAUCAAGAUCUUCAUAUACUUUCUUCAAUUGUCUAACAAGACUGAGUUCUGAACAAUCAUAUACGAUAGAAAUGCACGAAAUCUGCAGUCAAUUAAUCAUUACUAUAAAAUACAUUCGAUUUUAUUAAAUUUCUUAACACCGUGUUUGGAGUAGCUGAUCUUUCUUGGCAUUCUACAAUUCCAAGUGCGUACACGGCUAAAGGAAAUUGCAUGCUUCGUCGAUUUUUAUGUCAAGUCGUUGUAACAUUUAAAUUCUCGAACGUCACACGGAAACAGGAGUUGUGAUCCAGAUAACUUUGUCGAACGAGGUUCGAUGGCGUAACACAUUGAUUUUACCUAAAUCUUCUCACAUGUUUCUUCUAGAAUACUUAAUUCAGCGGUUUAUUUCGAUUGGCUUACAUAGCGAGUAGAUGAACCAUUACGUCCAAUUUAUCCAUCGAUGGCAGGUAGAUUCGUCAAUUCAAAAUUCGUCGCGUGAAGAUUUUUAUACGAACCGUUCAGACCCGGGGCAGUCCAUUCGUUUCGCAAAGCGGAUCAAACAAGACGACAAAAUUAUAGAAGCAGCUGCGUACAUGUGCCUCUAGAUUCCUUAACCAAACAAAACGACAACGAUCGCGAAUUUCGAACCAGAUAGUCUCCGUUCAUCGGAUGAAAUUAAUUAUCUGCUCGGAGUCCCCUGAGAACAACUUAGAGAACUUAAUGAACCAAUUAAUAUUUCAAUUCGUCGAUCACGAAACGAAUGUCCUUACGUAUUUAUACAAGAAGUUGAGCAAUGCCGGAGGUAAUGGAACGAGGAAAUGAAAACACUUCCGAUAGUUGAGCAGCCAAUUAAUUUUCUUCGACUUCUGAGAUAUCAGAGGGACGACCUGCACAUCGAUUCCUGGUGUAAUUGUCGCUGACUUGUCACUAUUCCUGGGAGCACAUUCAGAAUUGCGCUUCUGGCAGAAAUCUUCUACGUAAUCUGCACCAACUUCUAUCCGACUCGCAUACUCACCGUAAAGAGACAAUGAAGAGAACAGUUCCCGCGGACGCGCUAGACACGUAGAUCCCAGCACACGAAGCUUUCGCAGUAACUCCGCAUUCGUCUGAACGAUGUAUCUUCCCUGUCACGCGAGAAAUCGUGGUUAAGGGUGAACGUAUUCGAACAGGGUUGUAAGAAUACACGUUCGUAUUCGUCGUUACACUUUUAUAAACGUUUACAGGUGAAACAACUUCGUUCUAGUUCCUUGCGGUGGGUUGAUAUUUCUGUAUUAAGCGGUAAAUAGUUAAAAGGCAUUGAACGAAAGAGCAUUUCAAUUCUUUAAUAAUUGGAGAAGUAAGCUUUUAGAAUUUGAUUUGUUGCAUUACAAUCCUGUGCAAGAUUCAUUGAUCUGUGUUUUAUUUGAUUUCUAAGUUUGUUUCUAUGCUACAUGUUUCGUUAUGUGUUCGAUCUAAAGUUAGCAAGACAGUAAAUAGAGCACAGUGUAUAUGUUCAGCGACCCAGUGUAAAUGGCUAGAAUCAAUUUGCUUCAUCAAACGAUGAAUCUAUUCGCGCUGCUGUCCGAACAUCCCUCUUAUCGUGCGUUAUCCGAGCGAAACAAACAAGAAAUAACUAUAUUUUCCUGGCAAACUGGACGGAAGGACAAGAGUAUAAACACCGUCACGUUCGUUCGUUGACGUGCGGCCAAAUUCAGUGAACCGAAUCGUAGGUUCGGAAGCCUGUGAGGAAUAGAAAGUAUUCGUAAAGGUGCUUUAACGAGGCAUUGGUGCGUUAAACUAAGCAAAAGUGAAAUUAUCUAGAUGUAGGUAGCUGAUAAGAGAUCGAUAAUAGCGUUCUUUGUUGUAUCUUGUGAACGAAAUUCCAUUUUCCUUUUCCCACCGGGCAAAUUCUCCGCUUUCGGUUCAAACCUGGGGCUUAAGCGGUUUUGAGCGUAAUAUUUAGUGAAUAGCUGUUAUUUCGAAGUUCUGACUGAAACAAUUGCAACCAAAAACACGCAGCAUUAAUGGGUGAAAGAAAUCCUGAUUUAUAUCUGUUGCGAUUUUAUAAAAGAUAUUUCAAUACAAACGACACAACCGAAUAGAAGAGUAUUCUACUUAAAGAAAACAAAGAAGCAAACAGGAAAGAAUAAGAUUUCCUUCUUUAAAACUACGUGUUCCGAAUUCUUUGUGAAUCCUGGUACGUCUGUUCAUGACCAACUGUUUUUAUUUCUUACAAGUACUACUUCGUACGUUUCGCGCGAACAUUCUAUCUCGGAAUUGAAAGCUGCUACGAACAACUGCCGGCGUUAUCGAGUCAGUAGUUCUGAUUCAGAAAAUGAGAACUUAAUAAACUUUUAGAAGCAGCGCUCAAGCGAUACAUAAUCGGUGUAAAUUCGACGCAAUAACAGUUCCGUAGAGUCGUAUCUGAAAUCGACACAAGCCAGAGCAUUUUUCAUCCGUAACAGCUGAAACUUCAUUUCAAUUCUCAUAACCGUUUCAAGAACCGAAACCGACAUUAUCGUUUCCGAGCCCAGGUUCAAACUACACGUCCGUAAAUUCGGCUCGCUUCUGUUCCCCGUUCGUUUCCUCUGUAGUUAGUUCCGUUAUCGAUUGUUUGUACACGUUCAUCGAGAAAUCACGCGUGUGGACGACGUUCUUUUUCUACGGAGAUAAUCGGGAGGAGAGUUAGAAUAAUUCUGGGGAAACGAGGGUGUUGAGCGUGCGCCGGUCGCGAGGGGCAACUCGCGUUGCCAACUGCGUGGUCACGCGAAUCCUAUAAGAAAAGUCGUUUAUAAAGAAGCGUUAUAUUUACAAAAGGGUGUGGAUGAAGUUGUUACGUGGCGUUCUGCGAGAGUUGUUGUAAAUACCUGUCGGUACGAGUCAUGCCAGAUAUAAGACUGUAUAUUUGAAGAAUAUAGAGCUAUAAGUCGUUAUGAAUAAAUAAACUGAAUAAAUAUAUUG
Nomia melanderi (Alkali bee) is the source of this 13516-nucleotide messenger RNA. NCBI's taxonomy places the organism in Eukaryota, Metazoa, Arthropoda, Insecta, Hymenoptera, Halictidae. The record is from RefSeq and is a predicted model, not a curated record.